Molecule: messenger RNA, 1060 nt
Organism: Spinacia oleracea (spinach)
Lineage: Eukaryota; Viridiplantae; Streptophyta; Magnoliopsida; Caryophyllales; Amaranthaceae
Product: phospholipase A2-alpha
Exons: 4
Coding region: 122-613 (163 amino acids)
Biological process (GO): phospholipid metabolic process; arachidonate secretion; lipid catabolic process
Molecular function (GO): calcium ion binding; lipid binding; A2-type glycerophospholipase activity
Source: RefSeq, a predicted model, not a curated record
AGUGUUCAAGUACAAUAAUUAAUUAACCUAGCUGUUUUUUGCUGGUUCAAAUUUAAAGCUUCUUCAACUUCCACAAUUUUCUUUCUUCCAUUUUUAUUUUUCUUCAAAUAAACUUGAAAAUAUGGUUUUCUACAUGAAAAUAUGUCUUUUAGCACUAACAUAUUUUCUUGUUAUGUCUAUAAACUUUGAUGGGAUCUUUGUCAAUGCCCUCAAUAUUGGUGUUGAUCAUUUUUAUGAUACAAGUCAUUUCAUUGAUCUCCCAUUUGUGAGUAGGAAAUGCAGUAGGAAAUGUGAAUCUGAAUUUUGUGAAGCGCCUCCGUUUUUGAGGUAUGGCAAAUAUUGUGGACUUCUGUACAGUGGAUGUCCAAAUGAGCAGCCGUGUGAUGGGCUUGAUUUUUGUUGUAUGGAGCAUGACAAUUGUAUCUCAAGGAAACAUAAUGACUAUCUAAGCCAAGAGUGCAACAGAAACUUGUUAGAGUGCAUGGAUAGAUUUGCGAAGACAGGAGGCCAAAGUUUCAAAGGCAGCAAAUGUAAUGCAAAGAAGGUCAUCAAAGUCAUUAAAGUCGUCAUAGAACCUGCUUUGGCUGCUGGCAAGGCUCUUCAUAGACCUUAAUUUAACCCUACUUUAAUUAAUUAGGGCAAAAUCAUCUAAAAUAAUGAAUUAGAUUUUGGAUUGUUUUUUUACUAUGGAUCGACACGGACAUAUUGCAGUUGAUAGGGGUUCGGUCGACUUUGUGACCUCCAAGUCUCAAGGUGAGUUCCCACACAAACUCGACCAACUUGUACGUGUUGAUAAAAAAAUGAUCAAUAGCUAUUUCGGUGAUAGUCUUAAUUUGUCAUUGUCGGGUAUGUAGAAAAAUACAACUAUGUGCUAUCGAAUUCGAAAUCCCUUAUCCUACAAUUUGUGUACCACUUGUGUUGUAACUCAUUAAAAUUAAAUUAAUAUAAACCAAUAAAAAACAAUGACAUACAAGUGGUACAUAAAUGAUAGGAUUGGAGAUCAGACUCGUGUUAUCAAAAGUAGAAAUUGAACAAACUUUGGUGUUUUCGUUGUAGUCCA